AUGGGUGAAAACCAAAGGAGUGAUGAAGAAACUGGUGAAAACCAAAGAAGUGAUGAAGAAAAUGAUCAAAACCAAAGGAGUGGUGAAGAAAUUGGUCAAAACCAAAGGAGUUAUGAUGAAUUUAGUGAAUACCAAAGCAGUGAUGAAAAAUGGCGUAAUGAAGAAGAGCCGAGAUGCAUUGUCUCUGAUCCAGCUCAACCUCACAAGGUCUCCCGUGCAGACGAUUAUGAGACUAAGCAAGACUGCUUCUCUUGCGGAAAAAGAGGGCCGAGGCUCCAUUAUGAUCCGCCGCCCUUCCAUUUCUACUGUCCCACCUGCCAAGUGGAGUUCCACGAUACUUGUCAUACGUUUCCAAGUAAGAUGAUUCACCCUUAUCACCCUCUCACUUUCACCUUUCUACAGAAAGAAACCGAGAUGAUUGUUGACACUAAUGUCGGUGGACGCCAUGACUUUCUUAGAAGGCACAUGCCAGAAAACUUUUGUCCCAAUAUCCAGUUCCAGUAUCAUGUUUGA
Messenger RNA from Arabis nemorensis, 513 nucleotides. Lineage: Eukaryota; Viridiplantae; Streptophyta; Magnoliopsida; Brassicales; Brassicaceae. The record is from the annotation of a GenBank genome assembly.